AUGCAUUUAAAUAAUCUUCGUGAUGGAGAAUACCUCGUAUCAAAUAUGCUGACAUUAACUGAGACAACUCAAAAAACAGCGUGUUCUGAACGUACAACUGGCAGGUCCAGGGGAAGUGUAACCUCGUUUAGUUAUUUUGAAUUCGGUACGGCGCUGGUGUUUUUAUGGGUGUUACUGUACAUUAUCAUGGUACUGUAUCGAAAAAUAUCAGACACUCUGUCCUAUUUGAUAUUUGGGUACCAAGCACCUUGCCAUCGGGUACCGUUACAUCAUAGGCAUGGGCAAUUCGCUAGAUGUAAGCGACGCAAGUUUUCUACUAAUCUACUCGGUGAUGCACCUACAGACGAGUUGCAUGCCAGCAACACAUCUACUCUUCAAAACGUAUCUGAAGGAUGUGUGGUUCCUCGUGCUCUGUCACACAGUCACUCCUCCCCCCAUGCAAGAAAACUGCCGAGAGAACACAAAUCGGUGCAAGCACAAAGAGAGGUAGAAUGGCCACUACCACAUGUUUACGAGACCGUUUGCGAACCAAGUGAUUUAAACGUACUUUCAUACGAACCGGCUGCUUGCAAUCAACUGCAAUAUGCCGAAACCGAGGAUGCAUCACUGGAACAAAAAAUUUUUGGUACUAUUUCAUCGAAUAGUUCUUCAAAAGAUGACUGA
Messenger RNA from Vavraia culicis subsp. floridensis, 663 nucleotides. RefSeq lists its product as uncharacterized. The transcript has a single exon. Bases 1 to 663 code for a protein of 220 amino acids. The record is from RefSeq and is a predicted model, not a curated record. NCBI's taxonomy places the organism in Eukaryota, Fungi, Microsporidia, Pleistophoridae.